This is a messenger RNA of Microbotryum saponariae, 2021 nucleotides long. The record is from the annotation of a GenBank genome assembly. Lineage: Eukaryota; Fungi; Basidiomycota; Microbotryomycetes; Microbotryales; Microbotryaceae.
AUGGCGAUGCUUAUCUGCAAUUCCGACACCAACACGGGAGAUCGUGGACCGCAAGAUCUUAUUCUCCAGGUGCACGGUGAUCGAUGUCCCGAUGGUCGGCCCAAGUACCAAGUCGUUAGCUCGCUCCAUCCGUCCGCGAUGCCUCUCCGUUACCCGCUACUAUUUCCUGCAGGGGAAGAUGGCUUCCACCCCAACAUCCCUCUUUGCGGGUUCCACCAAGCCGGUCCGCCAAUCGCCAGAAACCGAGAGCAGAUCGACAAUGGUGUCCAAUUGCGCGAGGUACUUGCCGGUCUUGGUCUGGAUGACGAAGACGAAGAGGAGGACGAAGACCGCGACGAUGAGGAUGAAGACGGCGAGGAAGGUGAAGGUGAACGUAAGCGUCUUCGGCUCUUUCUCACGUCUUCCAUUCUGUUGAGACGUAAGCACAGACUGACACAGAAUGUUUGAACAUCUAGCACGAAGAUCAAGGAGAAGGUCUCGAGGUGGAUCAACCCGAGUCUUGCGUUCCCAAUUCUUUGCAUACUACUCUCACGAACGCGGCAACAAUCUCUCAAUCCCGUGUUCCACCCGGCGUUUCUUUCUCGAGGUCCGUGAUCGACGGAUACUCCCAAGUCGAGACCGAUCGACUGAACUCCAUCCGGUUGCAUCAAGAAAACCUGCUCCUCACCACGGCCCAAGGCAUCGCUGAAGCUGUUGCCAACGGCUUGACCCCGGAUCAAAUGGGACGUUCGGUGAUUUUUGGGCUCGAUCAACGUUGAAGCACAGGCCGUGCGAGAUCACGCAGGUUACCAAGGUACGAUGGCUUGCGUCUUCAAAUAUGAAAAGCCUUCGCUGUUCAUCACGGUGACGUGCAUCCCCGGACGGCCGGAAGUCCAGGCUGCACUCGGGCCAAAGGACCAAGCAUGCAACCGCCCGGAUCUCAUUGCACGAGUGUUUGAAGCCAAGCUGAACCGACUCUGCGACGACGGCAACAAGCAAGGUACAGGCUGUUUCGGCGUCGUUCUGAUGCAUACACACGUGAUCGAUUAUCCGUCGAGGCAGCCGAAACUGAGGGUGGGAUGGCGCCCGAUCUGAUUUCGCCGGUGUAUCUGCAUUCAAUCAACCCGUCCGACUUCCCCGCGCAUCACUUGCGUCUCCGAGUCAAGGAAGGGAUCCCUGUAGUUCUUCUUCGCAAUCUGGACCCAGACGCCGGCCUCUGCAACGGUACUUGCCUUAUCGUCUUGCACGCAAGAUCGCAAGUCAUUCCAGCCAUCAUCUUGACCGGAGAUUGAGCGGGCAUCCGAAUGCAACUAGCAGUCGCCAACUUGGUUUCAUUAUGCGCCGGCUCCACCCCCGCUUCGAGUUGCUUUGGCCACGACGAUCAACAAAGUCCUAGGUCAAUCACUCGAUUGUGUUGGCGUCGAUCUCUCCCUGCAUCCCGUCUUCACUCAUGGGCGGCUGUAUGUGGCAUUGUCUCGAGCCAUGAGUGUUGAUCGAAUCAAGGUGCUACUGCCCUCUCGGGACCCCGCCGAUGAUGUCAGAACCCAAUCAUACUGAUUCUCUUCUAAUUCUAUUUACUUCUCAUGCCACUAUUCCACUCCUACUUUGCACUCCUACUUUAGCCUAUUACCCUCUACGCCGGAUCCCAGCGCCUGAUCGAGACUCGGUUGACACGUUGGCUUGGGUUGAAGUCGCGCGCCUCGCGGGCACUCGUCUCUCUUCCUUCUUCAUCCAUCUUCCAUCCUCGAUCUUGCGCUCGUACUCAACCCCUUGAGUCGGGAUCCAGGUCAGUCCUUUUGCAAUGCUUCAUCCAUCUUCCAUCCUCGAUCUUGCGCUCGUACUCAGCCCCUUGAGUCGGGAUCCAGUCCUCCAUACUUCUCAUAGAUGAUGACGACGACUUACCUGCCGUAGCCUGCCGUCGAUCGAGCGGCAGCCGCAACCACCGCGACCCCAAAUCCAGUAUUCUGCUCUGUUCUCAGGGCAAUGAAUGGAGAACUGUUUCUUUGCUGUACUUCGUAGUGUGUUUAUUUAACCUCUGUUGA